Molecule: messenger RNA, 6639 nt
Organism: Oncorhynchus kisutch (coho salmon)
Lineage: Eukaryota; Metazoa; Chordata; Actinopteri; Salmoniformes; Salmonidae
Product: Usher syndrome type-1G protein homolog
Exons: 3
Coding region: 102-1286 (394 amino acids)
Biological process (GO): sensory perception of light stimulus; sensory perception of sound; equilibrioception
Molecular function (GO): protein binding
Source: RefSeq, a predicted model, not a curated record
ACCCUGAUAAGUGUGACAUAUGGGGGAACACACCUCUCCACCUGGCUGCCGCCAACGGCCACCACAACUGCCUGUCCUUCCUGGUGUCCUUCGGUGCCAACAUGUGGUGCCUGGACAACGACUACCACACGCCCCUGGACAUGGCCGCCACCAAAAGCCACAUGGACUGUGUCCGCUACCUGGACUCCAUCGCCGCCAAGCAGUCAGCCCUCAACCCCAAGCUGGUGGGGAAGCUGAAGGAGCGGGCUUUCCGCGAGGCCGAGAGGAGGAUUAAGGAGUGUGUGAAGCUGCAGCGGAAGCACCACAAGCGUAUGGAGCGCAAGUUCCACAAAGAGGCGGCGUCGGAGCAGUCCAUGUCAGACGCCAUGAGCUUCUCCAGCUACACAAGCAGCUCAGUGAGCCGCAAGCUGCACCACCUAAACACCACCACUGUCAGUGUGCCAUACUCUCAGGCUACUCUUCACGCCACAACCCGAGGCAAGACCAAGAUCCAGAAGAGGUUGGAGAAGAGGAAGCAAGGGGACGGGACCUUCAAGAUCUACGAGGACGGCAGGAAGAGCGUGCGCUCCCUCUCGGGCCUUCAGCUGGGCAACGAUGUCAUGUUCCUUAAACAGGGAACCUAUGUCGGCCCUCGGGACCGCGCAGGGCGCCGCGGCAACCUCCGAGACAUAUUCCACGGAGACGCCAACGACGACGCCAUCUCUCGUGCCAUCAGCGAGCCGGACUUGUCUUACCGGCCCGACAUGGAAUACUCUGAGGUCAGCACCGACUCGGGCCACGACUCUCUCUUCAACCGUCCCGGUCUGGGAACCAUGGUGUUCCGACGCAACUAUAUCAGCGGCGGCCUGUUCGGCAUCGGCGGGCGUGACGAGGGGAGCCUCGGCGGAGGAACCGAACGGGCUGGCAGCACCAACGUGCGGCUGCGCAGCCGGCUGCGGCGUUCGCCCAGCCUGGACGAUGGGGGGGACAGCAUCGGCAGUGCCAGCAGCCUCCGGGAAAGGAACCGCCAGGAGCUUCCCUGGGACGAGCUGGAGCUGGGGCUGGAUGAUGACUGCGAGGCCGUGACCAGCCCGUUGGAGGUGUUCUUGGCUGCGCAGACCAUGGGCGAUUUCCUCACCGUCUUCAGGCGGGAGAAGAUCGACCUGGAGGCGCUGCUGCUGUGCUCGGACCAGGACCUCAAGAGCAUCCACAUCCCCCUGGGGCCCAGGAAGAAAAUCCUAGAUGCCUGCAAGAGACGUCUGGAGACCCUUGAGGACCCUGACUACAUCGAGGACACCCUGCUGUGAAUGGUGAAUGACACUUUUGGAUCUGAAGAUGCUGUGUAGGUACUGUAUACCUCUACUACUGUGACGUUCACCUACAGAGGAAACCUACAUUACAGAGUAAACCUACACUACAGAGUAAACCUAACCUACAGAGUAAACCUAACCUACAGAGUAAACCUACACUACAGAGUAAACCUAACCUACAGAGUAAACAUAACCUACAGACUAAACCUACACUACAGAGUAAACCUACACUACAGAGUAAACCUAACCUACAGAGUAAACCUAACCUACAGAGUAAACCUAACCUACAGAGUAAACCUAACCUACAGAGUAAACCUACAUUACAGAGUAAACCUACACUACAGAGUAAACCUACACUACAGAGUAAACCUACACUACAGAGUAAACCUAACCUACAGAGUAAACCUAACCUCCAGAUUACAUCUGAGUGUGUAGUGUGGGGAUUUUUCAGUGGGACAUGUUAGUAUUGUCGCUGCUCUCCUCUACACAUAGUUAUGAAGGAAGGCAUCUAGUGUUUUCUUUGGUUGAUGAUAAUAGUAACAAUCCAGCAUAGAAUUCAUUCUUGUCUCUCUUCAAAUAUGUCAUUGCUAUUCUUCUGGAGACCACUAGGUGGACACACUGUAUAGGUCCAGCAGAAUGCUCUUCCUACCUUAAAGGUAGGUCAGUGGCGCAUUGUUGCUCAGUGUUGUUAGGGCUAAUGUCUCAAAGGGGUUUGUUGUAGUGUAUGCAACAUUCAGAGACUUUACAGCUACAACAUAAAUAGCGGUUUGUUGUAGUGUAUGCAAUAUUCAGGGACACGCUUAUCUGACUCUGCGAUUAUGUAAGGACAUUCAGAGAAAUGUUGUCAUUUCAUUCCCUGGGUGACCCUGUGACUUGUUAGGCAGAAAGGAGGACAUUGUUAAGAUAAACAUCUCAGUGAACAAAAGAAGACAAGUAAAAUACAGAAACCUGAGCUUUCUAUGAACUUUGUAAAUGAAGGAGAAGAGCUGAAGAAAUCUGAAAGAGGACCUUGCUGCUUCCGUGAAGGACAGAGAGCUAUGGCAUGCCAUCUUUUGGAGCAUUGCGUCACCAUACGCAGUCAGCCAAAGACUGCCUGGAUCUGUAUCCACAGAACACAGUGUUGAUGUGCAGCAGUGUUCUUGUAUGUCAUGUGGCACAGUGUACAGAGAGAAGAACAAGGAGGUGUGGCUUGCCCCCCUCCAACACCUCUCUGUCUGACCCCAAUACGUUGGCCCCUGUGGGGCAUGUUAGACACCGUACUACCAUCCCCUCAGACUGUGUUCCUGGUGUCAGUACAUGGGGCAUGUUAGAUACCGUACUACCAUCCCCUGAGACUGUGUGUCAGACUGGUGUCAGAGACUGGUGUCAGUACAUGGGGCAUGUUAGACACCGUACUACCAUCCCCUGAGACUGUGUUCCUGGUGUCAGUACAUGGGGCAUGUUAGAUACCGUACUACCAUCCCCUGAGACUGUGUUCCUGGUGUCAGUACAUGGGGCAUGUUAGAUACCGUACUACCAUCCCCUGAGACUGUGUUCCUGGUGUCAGUACAUGGGGCAUGUUAGAUACCGUACUACCAUCCCCUGAGACUGUGUUCCUGGUGUCAGUACAUGGGGCAUGUUAGAUACCGUACUACCAUCCCCUGAGACUGUGCUCCUGGUGUCAGUACAUGGGGCAUGUUAGAUACCGUACUACCAUCCCCUGAGACUGUGUUCCUGGUGUCAGUACAUAGGGCAUGUUAGAUACCGUACUACCAUCCCCUGAGACUGUGUUCCUGGUGUCAGUACAUGGGGCAUGUUAAGUACUGUACUACCAUCCCCUGAGACUGUGUUCCUGGUGUCAGUAGAUGGGGCAUGUUAAGUACUGUACUACCAUCACCUGGGCCUGUGCUCCUGGUGUCAGUAGAUGGGGCAUGUUAAGUACUGUACUACCAUCCCCUGGGCCUGUGCUCCUGGUGUCAGUAGAUGGGGCAUGUUAAGUACUGUACUACCAUCCCCUGGGCCUGUGCUCCUGGUGUCAGUAGAUGGGGCAUGUUAAGUACUGUACUACCAUCCCCUGAGACUGUGUUCCUGGUGUCAGUAGAUGGGGCAUGUUAAGUACUGUACUACCAUCCCCUGGGCCUGUGUUCCUGGUGUCAGUAGAUGGGGCAUGUUAAGUACUGUACUACCAUCCCCUGGGCCUGUGCUCCUGGUGUCAGUAGAUGGGGCAUGUUAAGUACUGUACUACCAUCCCCUGGGCCUGUGCUCCUGGUGUCAGUAGAUGGGGCAUGUUAAGUACUGUACUACCAUCCCCUGGGCCUGUGCUCCUGGUGUCAGUAGAUGGGGCAUGUUAAGUACUGUACUACCAUCCCCUGGGCCUGUGCUCCUGGUGUCAGUAGAUGGGGCAUGUUAAGUACUGUACUACCAUCCCCUGGGCCUGUGCUCCUGGUGUCAGUAGAUGGGGCAUGUUAAGUACUGUACUACCAUCCCCUGGGCCUGUGCUCCUGGUGUCAGUAGAUGGGGCAUGUUAAGUACUGUACUACCAUCCCCUGGGCCUGUGUUCCUGGUGUCAGUAGAUGGGGCAUGUUAAGUACUGUACUACCAUCCCCUGGGCCUGUGUUCCUGGUGUCAGUAGAUGGGGCAUGUUAAGUACUGUACUACCAUCCCCUGGGCCUGUGUUCCUGGUGUCAGUAGAUGGGGCAUGUUAAGUACUGUACUACCAUCCCCUGGGCCUGUGUUCCUGGUGUCAGUAGAUGGGGCAUGUUAAGUACUGUACUACCAUCCCCUGGGCCUGUGUUCCUGGUGUCAGUAGAUGGGGCAUGUUAAGUACUGUACUACCAUCCCCUGGGCCUGUGUUCCUGGUGUCAGUAGAUGGGGCAUGUGACGUACUGUACUACCAUCCCCUGGGCCUGUGUUCCUGGUGUCAGUAGAUGGGGCAUGUUAAGUACUGUACUACCAUCCCCUGGGCCUGUGUUCCUGGUGUCAGUAGAUGGGGCAUGUUAAGUACUGUACUACCAUCCCCUGGGCCUGUGUUCCUAGUGCCAGUGCAUUUGUUAAGGACAGGAUUUUUACAUACAUGAGCAUAUGGUUAUUUGUUUUGUAUUUGUUUAUUAAUCCAUUAGACAGAGGCCGGGAUUCAAUACAAGAUGCGUUUUAACACGGUGCACCAUAGCAGGCUUUUAAAGCUAAUUUACUCUUUAGCCUGCAGCAUUUACAAUGAAUGCGAUCUCCUCAAACUUCUGGGAAAAUGCCUUUAAAAAGCACAUUGUCGGCUGUAUAGUGAGUGCUAUAACGCGCCUUGCGUAGAAUCCCAGCCAAGGUGUCAAAUCCAUAGUUUUGUAUAGAUACUUCCAUUGUUGAUGGAGAUAAUGUAUCAAAUUUGUAGGGUGGUUACGAGUCAUAGUCAGGUUGCCUCCAAUUCGCUACAAUAUUACCAUUAUUUGUGCAUUACCAGUUCUCUGCUAUUAAGGCAUUUUUUAUACAUGUUGAUUGGUUUGGCUCGGGUCAUUCAUCUUGCUAUGCAUUGUUCCAUUUUGUACCAUUUGUUUACACACAGUAUGCCAGGUCAACCACUUUCAGUUUGGUUCACUGAUAAAGGAGGCCAAUCUAUUAUUUUCAUUGAAAGUUGACGCUAUGUGAGAAUGUUCAACUAAACACGUAUUGAGUGGCUUAUUUAAUGUUUCGAGAGGUAAACCUCAUACACAGUUAAAUCCAUUGUCAUAGUUAUUUUUCUGAUGAUUUUCUGAUACAGUAUAUAGAUGUCCAGCGUACAGGUUAACCAUGUUACACUAUGGAAGUUUCCUUACUAAUUGUUGCACGUCAAAUUUCAGCUAGAAGGUUGGCUGUAUGGUUACACAUGUUGGUUUGGCAUGAUGCUAAAGUAACUGUCCAGUGAAAAUCUCACUUUUAAAAGUUAAUAUUCUGUUAACUCAUACCCAAAUAAUGUUGUUGACUCAUCCUAUACUAUUAUUUGUGGCAAAAGCAUACAUUUGAGAGAAAACUCCACUUAAAAAACUCCACCUCAAACAGACCGUUUGAAAAAACUGCUUGCUAUUUCCUCAUAGAGGAUGAUGUCAUCCUCCUAAGGAGGAUGAGCUGGCCAAUCAGCGGUCUACUAGCAUUUUUAAUGAUUGGUAUAUGGCCACACCGUUGUGGUGUUGGGGUACGGCUGCACCAUUCCAACACAGAAAAGCUGCUGUUUAACAUGUUUAAUUAAAACAUUUGGGAAGGAAAAGUAUAUUCACUCAUUAUAUUGUAAUUCAUUAUAGGUCCUAUUUCAUAGAAACCUGGAACACUGGAUAUUACUCUAAUCCAUUCAUGAAACUACACUGUAGGCAGGUAAUAUGUUCUGCUUUUUCUCGUGGUUAUGGGGACAUGUGCCUCUUUCUGUACGAUGAUGUCAUUUCUGGAAACUAUUUCUGUCCAUUUAGAUUAAAGGACCCGUUUUGUCUGAAGAGCACCCAUAGAGGCUAAGAGUUCUCUAUUGCCUCUAACCAUCAGUGUAGUCUUCAGUCUGCGCUGUAUGUCUAUGGAAUGUUCUGUAUGUCUCUGUUCUGAUCAUGUGACGAAGUCUUCCCAAUUAUAUUGUAUGUGUCAUUGGUUUUGGUGGUGGAUUUUAUCAGAUGCACAUGAAACCUAAACAAUGUCCACAUUGAAUGCCUCAUUUUUUAAAAGAUCAAACAGUGUUUUUAAAUAAACAAAUAUACUAAUAUGUCCUUCUCUGCAUUGUGUAUGUGAAGCUGCAACAGAGAGGACUCUGACUGAGACAGGCCGCUCCAGGGUCUAGGAUCAGCAUCCCCUACUACAAUCAUAACCUUAACCAGUAGUGGGGGAGCAACUAGGAGCAACUUCACCCUGCACCCGACCUGGGAGUAAUUCUCCUUAACUUCCUCACCCUGCACCCGACCGACCUGGGAGUAAUUCUCCUUAACUUCCUCACCCUGCACCCGACCGACCUGGGAGUAAUUCUCCAUAACUUCCUCACCCUGCACCCGACCGACCUGGGAGUAAUUCUCCAUAACUUCCUCACCCUGCACCCGACCGACCUGGGAGUAAUUCUCCUUAACUUCCUCACCCUGCACCUGACCGACCUGGGAGUAAUUCUCCUUAACUUCCUCACCCUGCACCUGACCGACAUGGGAGUAAUUCUCCUUAACUUCCUCACCCUGCACCUGACCGACCUGGGAGUAAUUCUCCUUAACUUCCUCACCCUGCACCUGACCGACCUGGGAGUAAUUCUCCUUAACUUCCUCACCCUGCACCUGACCGACCUGGGAGUAAUUCUCCUUAACUUCCUCACCCUGCACCUGACCGACCUGGGAGUAAUUCUCCUUAACUUCCUCACCCUGCACCUGACCGACCUGGGAGUAAUUCU